AUGGUUUUGAAUUUAUUAAGCAUUCCCUCUAAACCUAUAGAACUUGAAAAUCCUAAUCCUAUAGUAUAUGCUCAUUACACUUUUAAAGGUUUACAAGCCGGUAUCUUUUUAGGUUCUCUCGCAGGAACUUUUGUUAAUUUGUACAAUAUGUAUUAUUCAAAAACUGAAAAGAAAUUUAAUUGGAUCAGAGUUGGUUCAUAUGCAAGAAACAGCAUACUUCCAUUUAUAAUUAUUAUUGAUAAAAUGUGUUACGAUAGACUUUCUUCUUCUGUUAUUUAAAAAAAUCAGUCUAGAGCUUACACAAUUUUGAAAAAUUAAGGAUAAAACUUAGUGGAUGAUAUUUCACUUGGAGGUUUAUUGGGUGGUGCUAUUAUUGGUGCUCUUUAAGGAUAGAAAUCUAUUGGAUCACUAUUUAUUUCAGCUUCAUUAGGUGGAUUAGCAGGUCUUUUACUAGAUUUUGCAAUAGUUGCUGGUAAAGAAGUUGCCAACAGACACUGA
Molecule: messenger RNA, 498 nt
Organism: Tetrahymena thermophila SB210
Lineage: Eukaryota; Ciliophora; Oligohymenophorea; Hymenostomatida; Tetrahymenidae
Product: transmembrane protein, putative
Exons: 1
Source: RefSeq, a predicted model, not a curated record